AUGGAGGCUGCAAUUAAAGAGGUAUUUUGCCUAUUCGAUCAAGACGCUGAUGGUUUUAUCAACGGGGCGGAGAUGCCUAUCUGUAUCAGGGCAUUGGGCGUAAACCCGUCUGAUGAUGAAAUGAACAAGAUUAUGCAAGGGAAAGAAGAAUUGAAUUUCAACUUUGAGGCCUUUCGAGAGCUUGUCACCCCUUUGGUACAAGGCAAAGAUAUCAGACAGUCACUCCUCAAUGCUUUCAAACCUUUCGAUCGGGAUGGCAAUGGUACCAUCAACGUUGGUGAAUUGAAACAUGUCAUGCUCAAUCUGAGCGAGAUGAAAUCUCAGGUAGAUAACCUAGUUCAAGAAAUCGACCCAGAUGGGAAGAAAAUAGUGCCGUAUGAGCAAAUCGUGAAUGUAUUGCUCGGGGCGUAG
Gregarina niphandrodes is the source of this 411-nucleotide messenger RNA. Its product is annotated as calmodulin. Gene Ontology annotation, cellular component: cytoplasm. Gene Ontology annotation, molecular function: calcium ion binding. The transcript is spliced from 2 exons. NCBI's taxonomy places the organism in Eukaryota, Apicomplexa, Conoidasida, Eugregarinorida, Gregarinidae. The record is from RefSeq and is a predicted model, not a curated record. The coding region runs from base 1 to 411 and encodes 136 amino acids.